Puccinia graminis f. sp. tritici CRL 75-36-700-3 is the source of this 465-nucleotide messenger RNA. RefSeq lists its product as uncharacterized. NCBI's taxonomy places the organism in Eukaryota, Fungi, Basidiomycota, Pucciniomycetes, Pucciniales, Pucciniaceae. The transcript is spliced from 5 exons. The coding region runs from base 1 to 465 and encodes 154 amino acids. The record is from RefSeq and is a predicted model, not a curated record.
AUGAGCCAACAGAAUCGUUGGAACGAGGCCGCCGUCGCCGUCGCUGGCUUAGCUGAUACCCUUGUGAAAUACGACAGUGAUGGAAUCGAUGUCUAUUUUAUGAAUUCCGACGAACAUCUUUGUAACGCCACCUCGGCCGCCGAGGUCACUCAAUUAUUUCGAACAGUCCAGCCUGUGGGACAGAAAGAAGCUAGAGCUACAAAUAGGGCGCCAAUCAAGCCGUUGAACCUGAUCGUGAUCACCAAUGGAGAGGGGGAUGAUCCAGACACCCUGGCACACGCCUUGGCGGGCUUCUCCGACCGUCUCGAUCUUGGCCGGUUCCCACUUACCCAACUCGGCGUCCAAUUCGUUCAGAUCGGCGACGAACGUGAUGCUACUAGAUUCUUGCAAGCUCUUGACAAUGAGUUGAAGUCUGAGUUAGGUGGUCGAAGAGAUAUCAUCACUGGGCCAGUUUUUGGCACGUAG